AUGUCUUUCGAAGACUCUCCUUCCCUAUCACCUGAUAUCUCGGAUGGCCCACCCCAUCAUGGUCCCAAACCGCCGCCUGGCUUCCUCGCGCCGGCAUUGAACGGCCCUCAUCCCGGACUGGACAAAUUCUCGCUUCCAUUCCAGUCAAUUGUCAACAAGCUGAAGAAGGAGUACAUGUCGAAUCCCUCUGACGUUGCAUAUAUCAAAGCAAUACAUGCCUUGGACACAAGCAAGAUCCGUCUACUAGCCAAGGAGGUGGCCAACAUACAACCUCUAAAGCCCCAAGAGCGCCGCAGCUUCAUUAAUGGUGCUAGAAAGGGCCUUGCGUCGGCGGAUGGUAAAGAUUACAUGAAGGAAGCGGCCACCGCUGCUGGCAACGCUUGCAAUGCAAUCAAUGGCUUGUUCACCACUCUUCGCAAGGAGCUCAAGGAGAUUGACGACAAAAUGGAGGCUACUGGGCAGCACGUCGCUCCGUUCGAGCCUCUGCUCAAGCCGCUCCAACGGAAAUUCAAAGAAAUCAUCGCCAACUGCAAGACCCUUUCCUCCAAGGUCAGCAUUUUGGGGAAAGAAUUCAAUACCUCCAUCAUUGCAUACGCUAAAUCGAAUCUGGACACCCCAACAAAAGAGACGAGGAUCGAUAAAUACAUUGUGGAGGCCAAAAUGCUGAGUCAAGACUCUGCCUCAAUUCAAGCCGACUUGGACCGGCUUCCGGAAGACUUUUCAAAACUAAUGGACCGCUUCCAUGACUUCAGCAAACAACGACAACCCAACUUUCAUGCUCAGAUCGAAGUUGCAAGGCAACGGCUUGACCGACUGGACAAGAAGCUCAAGGAUUUGAAGCUUAAGUUGACGGCUGUGACGGCAUCAGCUGGAGUGGUGGGUACUCUCGCCGGUGCGCUAGCUGGAGUCUUCCCACCAGCAUCGGCGUUCAUCCUCGCAUCUGGAUUACUUGCAACCGCAGGGCUGGGUGUCUACGCAGCUAUACUUGCCGCACAGAUCGAAGAGAUUGAGCGUGACAAGCAAGACGCGAAGAGGCGACUGGAUCGUUUGACGGCCGCAGAUGCAGCCUACAGAGAAGCGACUACGGCGUUGGAGCAGUUGGGCCUGGACAGCGAUGAGACCUUCACAUCCAGCAUCGACCUGGUGCUGAAGCUUCUCGGAAACGUAACAACAGACGCCGAAUCCAUCAAGGAAUGGCUGUCGAAAGCAGGAGACGACGAGGCCUUACCAGAGGUGAUGGGCACAGACUUGAAAGAGGCCGGAGACAUCUGUACGUCUUGUGUUGUCUCUGCGUCACGCGCAUCGUCUCAAGAACUCGUGGGCCUCUCGAAUACUGACAUCAAUCUGACAGAUGAAGCAAUGAGCCAAUAUCUCAACAUAUUCGAGAACAUGCUGUAA
This is a messenger RNA of Capronia coronata CBS 617.96, 1398 nucleotides long. RefSeq lists its product as uncharacterized. The record is from RefSeq and is a predicted model, not a curated record. The transcript is spliced from 6 exons. Lineage: Eukaryota; Fungi; Ascomycota; Eurotiomycetes; Chaetothyriales; Herpotrichiellaceae. Bases 1 to 1398 code for a protein of 465 amino acids.